Rhizophagus irregularis DAOM 181602=DAOM 197198 is the source of this 3221-nucleotide messenger RNA. NCBI's taxonomy places the organism in Eukaryota, Fungi, Glomeromycota, Glomeromycetes, Glomerales, Glomeraceae. The record is from RefSeq and is a predicted model, not a curated record.
AUGGAUAACACUUCUACUUUUUCAAAUAUUUGCAAUUUUGAUUCCAUUGAAUGUAAUGGAAGAAUAAAGCCAAUCACUUAUAACACUAAAAUACCAAAAUCUACUGAAUUAAUUAUUUCAGUUGGAAUGUAUUUAUGCCAAAUACAUUACAAUCAAUUUAUUUUAAAUGAAACUAGAAAUAUUAAUUAUAAUAAGAGUUGUGAGCAUCCAAAACAUGAUGAAUAUAAAAAUCAAUCAAAAAAUACAAAAAAAAAAUCAAGCAAACUUAAUCUUAAAAAGGUUCCAAAAAGAUUAAUUGAAGUUUUAGAAUUAAAUGAAUCUUCAGAAAUUUGUAGUAUGUGUAGAAAUAAAACUGAUAAAGAUUCUGAAUAUUUACAAAAUGAAAAAUACAAAGCACCUAUUCCAAUUAAAAAAAACAAUUUAAAUGAUAAUGAUAAUUUACAAGAUGAAUCAAUAGAAACUAUACAAGAUGAACUAAUAGAGGCUAUACAAGAUGAAUCAAUAGAAGUUAUACAAAAUGAAUCAAUAGAAGUUAUACAAAAUGAAUCAAUAGAAACUAAACAAAUAAAAACUUGUCAACAUCCAAAACAUGAUGAAUACUUAAAUCAAUCAAAAAAUACAAGCAAACAAUUUAGUCUUCAAAAAGUUCCAACAAGAUUAAUUAAAGUAUUAGAAUUAGAUGAACUUGCAAUGAUUUGCAGUAUGUGUAAAAAAAAAACUGAUAAAGAUUCUCAAUAUUUACAAACUGAAGAAUAUAAAGCACCAAUUUCUAGAAAAAAUAAUAAUGACAAUAUAUCAAAAAUAGGAAAUCAUACUUAUUUAUUUAGAAAAGAUAUCUUAUAUACUGGAGAAGAAUUACAACAAUUUGAAUCAGAUUAUCAAGAAAUUAUGACACAAUUAAAAAUUUCAAGUGAAAUUAAAUUAAGUAGUAAAAUAAUAAAAAUGUCUAAUAUUCUUUAUAAUAAUCAACAUAGAUUAAAUCUUAAACCUAUUUAUGAUCCAAUAGCUUUUAAAACUAUGUUAGAAACAGCUGAUAAAGAUUUAAUUGGAUUUUUUGAUGAAUUAUAUGCUGGAACUAAUCCUAAUACUAAAUCUGAAACAACAAAUAAUAACAACAAAAAAAAAUUAGUUUCUUUAUGUUAUUUUUUAGCUAGCAUUAAUAAUAAAUAUAUUAAUGGAAUUAAAGUUGAUAUUGGAUCAUACUUGGAAACUUCUGGAGCUUCUUCUUCUUCUAUUGAUACAUUGGCAAAUAUAGGAGUUUCAGUAACAAGAAAAACAGUAAAUCGUAAAAAAAAUUUUAUUUCAAAUGAACACCAACAAACUGUAGAUAAUUAUUGUUUACAAAAUAUAGAAAAUAUGUUUAUUCUUAAUAUAGAUGAUUACCAUAAUAUUCAUAGGCGUAAUCAACCAACAUUGUUACAAACUCACAAUAUUUAUCAUUUUGUAACAAUAUUAUUGAAUACAAAUACUAAAAUUCCAAAAAUACCAUUUUAUUCAUUAAAUAAUUUUUCAAUACAUAAUCCUAAAGGAAUUGAUUCUGGAUUAAUUAUUAAUAACAUUAAAAAUAAUUUUAUGAAUCAAUUAGGUAAAAGUUAUUAUAUGCAAAAAGAAUUAUGGAAAAAUUUUUUAAUUGAAGAUUCUUAUGAAAAUAGAGUUGAACUACUUAAUAUUCAUAAUUAUGAUGGUAGAAUUCAAAAUUACCAUGAAUUAAGAUCAAUGUCUAAUAGCAAAUUAGUAGACUUUAUUUUGCAUCCUUUACAUAGUACUAAGGAUUAUAUUGAAUGUUUAGAUUAUGUAUUUAAAGCAUUUGAAAGAUUAGAAAAUAUUGAAGAAAAUUAUUUAAAUAAUUUUAUCAUUCCUGUAAUUGCUGAUUGGCCAGGACAAGUAAAUAUAAGAAGAGCUAUAACACUUAGAAUUAAGAAAGGCAUUAAUUCUGGAGUUCCAGAGCAAGUGUUAAAUUUAAUUCCUAUGAUAGGUCCACUUCAUGUCUCUUUAAACAGCAGAGAAAUACUAUUUCAAACAUAUCAUUUCUUUUUUGAGAUGCUAUAUCAUAACUUAUUUGGAGAUAAAAAAAUAUUAUCUCAAAAACCAAAACAAACAGUAAUCAAUCUUAUUUUACAUUUAACUUAUCAUGGAUGGAAAAAUAUUCGUGAUAUUGUUACAAAAAGAUUUGGAAAUUUAAAAGAUGCAGAAUAUCAAAUGAUGAUAGAUUUAUUAGAUAAUUCUAUUCCACUUACUUUGGAUAUAUAUGCAAUACUUUUUAGAAGUGGAUUUUUUGAAGGAUAUUUAGAAAGUACUGUAAAAAUUUGGAUAUUAUUUCAAAGAUUGAGAAGACAUAAUUAUAAUAAAGCACCACUUAUGUUUUUAAGUGAUGUAUUUUAUUGGACUUCAAAAAAUCAUCCAAUAAUUAAUAUUUUAAAAAAUAAUUUACCAAUUUUUAAUGAUUAUUUUGUUGAAAAUUUUCAUAGCUCUUUAAGGCAUCAAACAGCAGAAUCAAAUUCAGAGUUACAAAUUAUACAAAAAGCAAAAAUUAUUGAUGCUGAAAGAAAUAAUAAUCCUUUUAAAAAUUCUUUUGUUAAUUUGAGAAAUCCAGCUAAGUCUCAAAUUAAAGAAUUAAAAUCUUUAGAAAAAAAGGUUUCAUUAUUUUUAUUCUCAAUAUUUGAUAAGAUUCAUCAGAAUAUAGGAAAUACAAAACAAAUUAAUAAUGAUAGAUAUCCAAAAUUUUAUCUUCCAAGUUUUGAUAUUGAAGUGGAUGUAAAGGUACUUCCUUUAGGCUGGAAUACACAAAAAAUACCAGCAGAUGAUAAAUUUUGUGAUGCAAAUAAUUGUUUAUUAUCAAAUAGUAUAGAUUUAUCUAAUGGAAUUGUUUUACUUUGUGGACACAGUUUUCAUAAAGAAUGUUUAAGUACUUUAUAUGAUGAUAAAUGUAAUUUUUGUUUUGAUUAUUUAUCAUCUGGAAUUGAGAAAAAUAUUAAGAGUUUGGAUCAAAGAUUGUCGACAUCAUUAAAAGAAAAUGAAAUCCCUUUAUUUGAAAAGGAAAAUAAUAAUGAUGAUGAAAAUGAUGAAGAAGAGAAUAUUGAAAACAUAUUAGAAAGAACAGAAUGUGAUGUAGAAAAUCAAUAUGAUAUAAUGUAUCAACAAUGGUUAAAUUAUAAUGAUAUAUAAUUAGUAUUAAUAUAAUAAUUUUUAUUAAAUUGCAAAAGUCACUUUAUUGAAAUUUU